CUACUAGCAGUAGGUGCCUAUUCAACUAAAAUACGUAUACCAAAUCCAACAGAUACAGAAGAACCAGAUUAUUCGAUAGUCGUUUAUAUUGUCGAGAAAUUGUAUCUCUACCCACUCAUUUACCAUUGUGAUAAUCGAACUGUGAACAGUGAUCUGUUGAUUCGAGUAAAUAAUGAAAACCAUACCUAUUACAUAAGAAAUUACGAUUUGCCAAAUAUGAAUAGUUACAGUAAACGUAGUGAUAACAGAUAUAUUCACAUUAUCGAUUUGAGCUACCCAUAUGGUUCAGAAACCGACUAUUUUGGAUUCAAAAAUAUAUACUCGAAAGACAUUGUCAUAUUCCUAAUCAGGCAGAAAUCGGUUCCAGAAGUAUUUUCCAGCAAAUGGGCUGGUAUAGGACUUAUUGUGAUAUCAUUAAUAGACUCCAAGUUAUUUACUUGCAGCCACCAAAACUCUCAAUUCAUUUGCAACUGGGAGCCAAUUAAAUCCGGAGAAUUGAAUCGAAAAUGGAUUUCGAAAGACCUCAUUGAUUUGACAGGACUGACAUUCAGGGUUGGAUAUUCAGUGAAUGCUCCAUAUGUAUAUAAAACUGAAAAAUCAGGACUGGCUGGCUCAGAAGUUAAAUUACUUAAAUUGUUGAGUAAACUAUUACAUUUCCGAUACAAACUUAUAUCUUUCACUAACUACAAGGGAAAUAAAUAUUCCGCAAUGUUGAAACAUUUGGAAAAUGGGUCGAUUUGGUGGAGCAUUGGUGGAAUCAACCAAAAUUUGUAUAGAACAAGAAUAUAUGAUGUUAUGAGAUAUACGACCAUUGGAGGAAUGACGGCAAUGUUCUACAAACAUAAAGAAACGCAUCAACUUUCUAUCUUUUCAUUUCAAGGUUUUCAAAUCAUGUCAUUCCUUGUCCUACUGGGCAUAACUUUACUAUUUUUGAUAGAGCAUAUUUCGAGUAGUUUUUUAAAAAAUGCUCGAAAGGACAAAAUCAGAAUUUUAAUGGUUAUUGCAGCACCACUAAUGGAUCAAAUCCAUCCAGCAGGAAAUAUGUUCAGACAGAAACCUGUGAAGUUAGUUCUUUUGUUGUGGUGGUUUUCCUGUUACAUUUUCUCGCUCACUUAUAAGAAUUAUUUACUAGCUUCAAUCAUAUAUUCACCUGAAACGACCAGUAGUGUUUCAGAUUUGCUAGAAGACGGAUACAGAUUCGAGUCUUCCGAAGAUGAUUAUUAUUACAUACAGCAAAGUUGUGGGGACACUAUCGAAUGUAUUGGUGUUAAGAAAAGAAUUUCCGCUAACGAUAUGUGCAACUCGUCGUCGAUGCUAAAGUGGGAGAAGCUAGCUCUUGUAGGUGAAAAACACGCUCUAGGUUUCAAGGCCCUCAGAAAAUGCCAAAAAUUGAGUUUGACUGACAAAACGGAAGUAACUUUUGCCAAUGAUGAAAUACUUGGGCUAGAGCUACAAUCCUGGAUAAUGCAAAAACAUAGUAUACUCACUGGGAUAUUCUCUAGGAUCGUUAGUCGUAUUGAAGCUGCAGGAUUCUUUACAAAAUGGCACAAAGAAGAGUAUGACACACAUUACAAUAAAAAACAGCGUGUAAAAUCGUCUCAAAGAGAAUACAUUCCGAUGAAUGUUAAAAUGUUCUUCACUCCGUUCAUCACAUUAAUUAUAGGAUUAACUCUCUCGUGCAUAGUUUUCUUAAAAGAAUUGCUGUGCAAGAAAAAAAAUUAUGUUUGAAAAGUGGGGUCAUCUCAAAAUUAUUUCAAUUAUAUGCUACUAUACCUAUUUAUCCUGUAAAUAGCAAAAAUACAUUUUGUUUUCUACGUCCACUAGUUCAGGCCACCUAGUCAUUUCUGGAACAGAGUUCGACAUUGACCAAUGACGUGUAAAAGUUAUGAAUACCAGGUUUUUUAUCGUCUUUCGGGAGAGAAUAAAAAGUACCUACUAAUUUAAUUUAUUUAUCAUUAUAAGUGUUUUUUGUUAAUUUUUUGACCAUUCAAGUUCAUUUUUCAAGUGCCUACAAAACCAA
Molecule: messenger RNA, 2020 nt
Organism: Leptinotarsa decemlineata (Colorado potato beetle)
Lineage: Eukaryota; Metazoa; Arthropoda; Insecta; Coleoptera; Chrysomelidae
Source: RefSeq, a predicted model, not a curated record